AUGCUAUCCAGAAACGGCGCCCCCAAAUCGCUUCAAGGCAGAGACACCAGCCGCUUUGCGGUCUCUCGCCGCACCCGGGGAUUCGCGAUCAGAGAAUCCGUGAAUGCCGCACGGCGCUCUCCUCCCCCGGUCCUCGUUGACACCGAGGCCCCUGGCCCUCAGGUCGAUCCUGAGGCGUACCCGCUCGCCGCUAUCGGCGGCAUGGCCUAUGGUCAAGAAGAGACUGGGGCGGACGCCGCCGCCGCGGAGGCUGGCGGCCAAGUCCAAUCCGUAUUCAAAAAGGCGGUCGAUCUUCUGGGUUGGUUGGUGAAGGCUGUGGUCCCUGAGCAGUAG
Molecule: messenger RNA, 333 nt
Organism: Peniophora sp. CBMAI 1063
Lineage: Eukaryota; Fungi; Basidiomycota; Agaricomycetes; Russulales; Peniophoraceae
Source: the annotation of a GenBank genome assembly